AUGGCCUUAUCUACUGGAAUUAACAACACAUACGAAGAGGUGCCCGAUCUAGCCAAGGAAUUCGUCAACAAAGCACCAGAUGAGACGGGGCAGCGACCCAAGUUCAAAGUAUCACGGGAUACCCUAGUGCGGACCCACCAACGACAUCUCAAGCUUCUAAGCGAAGGUAGCGUGCCCGUUCGCAGCUUGGUCCUACCCAAGCCGUAUCCCCCAGCACGCGGCUUGGUUGAGGCGACAUCAACGAAGGCUGUCCACCUCGGUGAUCUUCGCAUAGAUAGCAGAGACGGGGAUGCUGUGCUCCUGCUUCGUACCAUAACGGCUCCCUACGUCUGGUCUUCUACGGUCACUGUCGCAGAGGAUGAGACAGGGGAUGUUGCUAGGCUGACGGUCUGCAAUCUCGAAGAUAACGUCGUUGAUCCCAUCGUGACUGAAGGAACUAUUCUCGCAAUAAGGCAACCCUGUUGGACAAGACUAGUGGAUGGAGGGUACCAUAUCCGUGUCGACCAUCCUUCAGACCUUGUCUUGCUUCAACCGAACGAUGAUCUUGUUCCUGAAGCAUGGAGGGACGACGAUGGCCAAAAUUUCAAAGGAGACGCGGCGCAAUGUAAAAAAGAAGGCGACAUGAUGUUUCUGAAGAAGCGCUUCCGCCAAGCUCUCGAGCUCUAUACCAAGGGUCUACAACAUGUCUCCACCACUCCGGACUCAGCUGCUGAGAUCGACUUGUAUCGUAAGCGCUGUGGCGUCAGCAUAGUUCUUCUUCGCCUCGACGAUGCAGCGAAAGACCUCGCCGAGGCGAUAGCGACCCAUGCUCGCUCUACACCUGACCUCUCCUCCUCCGAACUCGCAGACGCGUCAAUUGUCAAAGCAUGGCUCCAAAAUCGCAGCACCGAAGACCCACUACACAUCUCAACCAGGAUCCCUCGUCCCCUCAAGGAGCUAGCAGCCAGGAUCAAGUUCGACAUCGGCAUCAAUCAAUCCACGCCCGACUAUAACCUAUCGGUGAUAUCCGCUUAUGUAGGACCCCUGACGUUGCACGUUGACGCUGCAAACUACAUUAGCGAUACCGAAGUUCGAGAGACUGGUUCCCGCGGCCGUGGUCUGUUUGCGAAGAAAGAUUUCAAGGAAGGCGAGCUGAUCUGUGCGGAGAAGGCUUUCGUGCUCCCAGGAUAUUUCAUGCAAGAUCGAAACAGUGACUGCCUGCUCUACAGUCUGGGCGACGGAACCGCCGCACCAAGACCAGGUGCAUGGCUCUUCAAAGAGCUGGUACAGAAGCUGAGGUGGAAUCCUAGUCUACGAAAAGAGUUCUUCGACAUGGGUGAUGGUGGAUACUGGGAGGAGCAUGGGUGGGAACUAGCUGAAGAAGAAGAUAUACCAGUUGACGUAUUUCGCGUUGAGUACAUCCGCCGCCUCAACUGCUUUUCUGCGCCAACACGCUCCUCAGAUCUCCUGAAUCAGCCGCCGAAUUCGAACCCAGAGCUCCGUAAUGGCUUCUGGACGCACGCCUCGUACGCUAAUCACUCCUGCCUGCCAAACUCAAUACGCACGUUCAUCGGCGAUCUCAGGUUCUUGCGCGCUGCCAGGGAUAUUGCGGCAGGAGAGGAAAUUACGAAUCAGUACGUCGCGCCCGACAUCGACAUCGACGAACGACAGGAGAAGCUGCGAACAACUUGGGGAUUCGAAUGCGAUUGUCAGCUCUGUAUCAUAGACGGCAGCGUCAGCGAAGGAACAAGAAAAGAGCGGCUGAGGCAGUUCGAAGAGCUCAAGAGCACAGUCAUGAAACUGGGUGAGAAAGGCGCUCCCACGAUAACCUCCCUGAAGAAGAUCGCCCGCGCACUCCGCGAGAUGGAAAUACUCUACUCACCUUCCAGAAUUGAAGGCCAAACCACAGAAGAUCCCUACGCCACGCUCCCCCGCCUCGCACUUGUCCAUCCCACGCUCUUCUUGACCGAAGCUUGGCGCAGCGUCAAGAACAUUGACCGCACAAUCGAAUACGCGCUGAAGCUGCUGCGCAAUUUCGGCCUCGUUGUCACGACCGAGGGAGGGAAGUUGGAGGUGGUUCAUAACGCGGGCUUUGUCAACGUCGAAACCGUCCGCGCGCUCAACUAUCUAGCUGAGGGCUAUACAUCCCGCGGCGAGGAUGAACUUGCAGCACAAUGUCGAGAAAAGGCUAAGCAGUGGUACAUCAUCAUCACAGGCUCUGAAGUAGGUGCGGAGCAGUUCUUUGGCAGCGAGCAGUUUUUCUCAUAG
Messenger RNA from Paraphaeosphaeria sporulosa, 2247 nucleotides. RefSeq lists its product as uncharacterized. The coding region runs from base 1 to 2247 and encodes 748 amino acids. The transcript has 4 exons. Gene Ontology annotation, molecular function: protein binding. The record is from RefSeq and is a predicted model, not a curated record. Lineage: Eukaryota; Fungi; Ascomycota; Dothideomycetes; Pleosporales; Didymosphaeriaceae.